UUCUAUUAAAAUUGUACACACAAAAAAGGAUUACGUGAAUCAUAGUUAUAUUAAAUUUAUGUCUAAACUUUAAGCCGAAAAAUGCAUUAGAUUAGGGAGACUAUGAGAGAAAAACAUGGGGAAAUAUCUUAAUUUUCUCAUAAGUACGACUAUAUACGACAUAAAUAUUUUUUUGGAUAAGAACCCAUACCAAUUAUUAGAACACGGGUUGGGUCGGAUUCUACGGGUUGUGUAAUCUAAAAUCUAAACCCUCCACAAAAGAGACGGGUUGUACAAAAGAAAACUCUCACUCAACUAAAACCUUCAUUUUAGUGAUAAAUACGGGUGGGUUCGAUCAGUUUGGACGAUUGAGUCGGUUUACGGGUGUGUUUGUUCACCCAUAUCCAUAAGAACGCUUGCAUCCUGAAGUUGUGGAUUGUUAGAACGCACAAUCCUACAAGGUAAAGACAUAAGUUGAGUCAAUUUAGUGGGGUUUAUGAACACUAUGUUUGGCAACAAGGGGGGUGCAAGUUCGAGUGGGGUACAAGUUGAGGGGUAAAUUGUUGGGGGGUGCAACUUGGUGGAGGGUGUAAGUGGAGGGGUAAAUUGUUGUUUGGAUGAAAAAGUAGGGGGGUGCAAAUAGAGUAAAAAGUAAGUAAUUAUAUUAUUAUAAAAUAGAUUUAUCAAUUUAUAAAAUAUUAUCACAAACAUGAAAAUUCAAUAUAUAAUAAUAAAAAUAAUAAAUAAAAAUAAUUUUAAUAAAAAUAAUUAUUAUAUAAUAAUGCUCAAAUAUAAUUAUUUAUAACAACAAUAAUAAUCAUUGGUCGAGCAACCUCGAAACUCGAAAUCCAACUCGUAACUGGUCCUAAGGGGGUUCUCGUGCCUAACUUUAAAUUGAAUAUGGUCAAACUUAGUCAAACACGUUCGAAUCUGUAAGUUUUAACUACUUAUUAAAGUAAAUCGAGUUAACUAAACUGUUCCUCUCUAUCUUUUCAACAAAUGCUUCUUAUCUCUAAUUUUCAAUGCAAAUUCGGGUCAACUAAGAGAUAUCGAUUUGACGAGGCGAACAUUGACAAACUUGCUCUCUGAGUCAAACGGUCAACCCCAAACAACUUCUACACUAAUAUAGAUAUAAGAAAAAUUAAUAAUAUUAAUUAUUAUGUAAUUAUAGUCUAAUUAAAAAUUCAUAAUUCCCCUCCUCCCCCUUCCCCCUCCCUUCCUUCCUUCCCUUGCACCCCAAUUUGGGGGGUAAGCCGAAACAGUGAAUUUGCGCUCACGUUUUGCACCCCCUACUGUUACAAAAUAACCAAACGGGGGUAAACACCUUGGAACUUGUGUUUACCCCUCCAAACUUGCACCCCCUUCCAUUUACACCCCUUCCCAAACAUAGUGGAAGAGUAGUUGCUUCUAUUUUGUGCAUGGAUUGCUACUUGCUGUUCUAGUUAGUGGGGUUCACACCUCAAUCGAUUCCCAAUCUUGGUUCUAGAUGUGAGCAAUUAUUUGUAGCUAGGGCACGGAAUUGUAUGAUGUGUAGUGGACAAAGAGAUGAUUUGGCGGGUGACAUCAUUUGUUGUUUUCAUGAUUGAUGGAUUGAAUCCUCUCUCGUUUGGACAAUAGUACUAGUGGACCAUUACUAUGAAAAGCCAUCAUAUGGGGAUUGAAACGGAUUCGAGUGGAGCUGAUUUUCGUAUAUAUCAUCUCUUAGAAUCAUGAUUUUAAAAUUGUAAUCAUUUCUAUAAUUAAAAUUCUGUGAGAUGUAAUAUUUCAUACAAAAACCAACUAGUAUGCGAUUUGGGAAAAACCCACCUGCACCAUUCCAUACAAUCAUGUAUAAAGUUUUUAUGCAAUAUAAAAAAUAAAAACUUCAUCAUGUCAAUAGAAAAUGAAACUCAUUUGUAAAAUUGUUUGUAAAACUUAGAGAAAUUGAAUAAGAUCUUAGUCUAGAUAAUUAUAAUGUUUUAGAGAAAUGGAUGAGCGAAGUGUUAAAAUGAAUGAGUAUAUAACAUAGUUGUAAUACAUACUCGGGGUGGGUUAGGUGUCACUACUUAAAAUACCAAAAAUCACACCAAGCUCAUUCAGUGGCAGACCCAAGAAUUUUAUAUAGGGGUGUCCCAUUCAAAAUUAAAUUAAAAAGUAUUAAAUAUGAAAAUAUUCAACUAGUAUAAAUUACAGAAAAAUGCCAUGAUGUGUUUUCAUAUUUUAAAAAACAAUUGUAAAAUACAGUCACUGUCUAUGGUGCUCAACAUAUCUAUAUAUCUUACUAGACAAUCAUUCGCAAACUAAUUGCAUAUUUGAUUGCAAAACUUGUUCUAAAUGUAACCCAAAGUUGAAAAUCUCACUCAAUACUUAGAAUUGCAACUGGUAAAAUCAAUAAAACUUCUUGAAGCAAUAGACCAACGAAUAUGAUAGGUUCACUUUUGUCUCCCCCAUUGACCUGAUAUAAUUCAACAAUAGAAUACCUCAUCAUUCUUAACACAAUGCUAAUAAUUCUCAAGCUAACGUAGAAGAAAAUAAUAAUGAAAAGGUAAUCAAGCCCAACCAAGCAAGAUUUGUGCCAAAUAGGAAUACCAAUAAGAACAUAUUGAUUCUCCAAGAAAUAGUCCAUUCGAUGUCAAGGAAGUCAGACAAGAAGGGAGAUAUGUUUCUCAAAAUCGAUCUUGAUCAAAGGGUUCCUGGGUAGAUAGUGUUACUUCGAACUUCAUCGCAAUAUCUUUAGUGAAUUGUCGGAAAUCACACAACUGUGAAUCUCCGACCGUGGAUAGUCAGUAUUAGGAUUCUUAUUCUCCCAAUACUGGAAACCACGUAAAAAUCGUGGGGUGUCUUCUUACUCUGUAUUUCAGUUUCUAUUUUGUUUGCAUCUCUGUGUUCGUGUUCUGGUUGUGCAGGGAAGAUCGCUCAAGAACAGCUAAGGAAGACGAACGAGUGCAGGGUUGGAGAACUCGUUGAGACUGGGUUUGAUUUAAUCGUUAUCAUAAUUGUCUGGGUUCAUUACUUACUGUCGUGUUCUUGAUUUUCCUCCCAUGUUCUUCAUUCUAAUAGAAGCAAGUUACCUUUGGAUCGAAGGUGCAAGCAGGAGUGAAGACUAAGUUUGAAUUUAAUACACAGUCAUUUUUGGGUUGGUCACUUAGAGACUGGGUCGGGAUGAAUAAUAAGUUGGGCUGGGUUUCCUGGUUGGUUAUUUCUUCCGCUUGAGUUGAACAGUUAGGCUUAGAAGCCAGUCAGGCAAAAUGAUAGGCUUACUGGUUAGGUUUCAUUUAAUAGCCUAAGUAAAGUUUUAAACGAGUAACUAAGCUAAGGUGUUUGAUUAGCGUGUAGAGUUUAGGCUGAGGUCCUUUUAGCAGACACACUAGGUAGAUAGUUGGUGUAGCAAGUAAAUUAAUCAUUUAGUUUGUCUUUUAUGUUCAAUUGGGUCAAACAUUAUAAUUGAGCUUAUUUGUGGUUAAGUUAUUGAAAGACAGGUAUAAAGUCUCGCGCUCGACGCAACCAACACGUGGCAUCAGAGCAUGGUUACCGUAGAACAAGGUUCAACGACCUCCGGUGUUAAUCAAGAUGGCGCGGGUCCCAAAAAUAAUGCUCCACUCUAUCUGGCUGACGGAUUCUCUCAAAAUCGGCCUCCCAGAUUUGAAGGAGUUAAUUAUGGGUAUUGGAAAAAUCGCAUUGAAUUAUUUGUUGGAUCCACAGAUCCAAAACUCUGGGCUAGAGUCAUCAAAGGUCCAUACGAGCUCAAGGUAGAUCAAGAAAAAUGGACAGACAAAGACUUCGAAAAGUUUCAGCAAAACUGCAAGGCAAAAAAUCUUAUGUACUGUGCACUCGGGCCAGAAGAAUAUCACAAAGUUGCUGGAUGCAAGACUGCUAAGGAAAUCUGGGACAAGCUCCAGGUUACUUAUGAAGGUACUUCUCAAGUCAAAACAUCUCGAAUCAAUUCAUUAAAACAGCAAUUCGAGUUGUUCAAAAUGGAAGAAGGAGAAACUAUCCGGAAAAUGUAUGAGCAUUUCACAAACAUUGUGAACAGUCUGGAGAACCUUGGAAAAUCUUAUGAAAGUGGAGAUCUUGUUAGAAAAAUAUUAUGGAGUCUCCCAGAGCAAUGGACUCCGAAGGUAACUGCAAUAGAAGAAGCUAAAGACCUGGAGACGUUAGCUAUAGAUGAACUCAUCGGGUCAUUAGCAACUCAUGAGGACAAGCUCAACAAAGGAAAUUCUGAUAAAGGAAAGAAGGAAAUAGCCUUCAAGGCUACCACAUACAACGAAGACACUGAAGAUCUCUAAGAUAUGGAGGAUGAAGAAUUGGACCUACUAUGCAAACAAAUUAGUAGAUUGCUUCGUAUGAGAAAAGAAAAACGAAGAGGAAACUUCGUUAACAAGAAUAGAGAAUUUGAGAAAGAAGCUGGUGUAACAAAAUAUCCUCAAUCAAGAGCAUUCCACAAAAGCAAGAAUGAACAGGUUCAUCCGGUUAAGGUUCAAAACACUACCGGAUGCUUUAGAUGUGGGAAAACUGGGCAUAUCAAGGCUGAAUGUCCUCUAGUACGAAAAGAAUGAGCCAUGGAUGCAACAUGGAGCUGCAUCAAAGAGUAAGAUGAAGAUGAAGAGGAAACAAGAGAAGAAAGUUACAUGGCUAUUGAUGUUGAGAAACUAUCAGAGGGACACAACUCAAACGAGGUUUGCUUCCAAGUGAGCAUGGAGGCAACUUAAUGGAUACUAGACAGUGGAUGCUCAUACCAUAUGACAGGAAAUCGAAACUUGUUCACCACACUCAAAAAAGGUAAAAGUGGUAAGGUAUUUUUUGGUGACAAUAAUUCUGCUGAAAUAAUAGGAAGAGGCAUAGUAGGUUCAGAUCCAUGCAUUGAGAAUGUGAUGCUAGUAAAAGGCCUUAAGAAUA
Messenger RNA from Linum trigynum, 4854 nucleotides. The record is from the annotation of a GenBank genome assembly. Lineage: Eukaryota; Viridiplantae; Streptophyta; Magnoliopsida; Malpighiales; Linaceae.